AUGCCGGCCAAUUUCACUCCUAGACUAGUGGACAUUACCAAGGCGCUCGCGUCUCCUGGCAAUGUCAACAUCAUCGGGGUCGUGGUCGACGUGAUGCCCGGUGUUUGGAAGUCUCGGGGCUCCUCUACCUGCAUUACCUUCACGAUCAAAGACUCCAACCUGGGAAAUGGUCAUACGUGGGACGGGUUGAAGGUCAAAUACUUCAGGGAUAACGAGGAUAGUCUGCCACCCGUCAAAGUGCAUGAUGUAAUCCUGCUGCGCAAUUUAUGGGUCCGGUCAUUACAAGGCGGAACUCUGGGAGUGGCUGCGCAGGAUCGGGACAUCCCAUGGGCCAUUUUCCGUCCAGACCCGAAUCCAAUGGCCAGAUCCUCGCCGAUCUGUGGCCCCCAGCCCUUUGAGCCUGAUGCUGUCGAAAGAAGGAAGGCCCUAUCUCUGCUGGACAAAGUCGCUAGCAUUCAUGACUUUCGCAAAGCUUCGGUGGAAGCCCGUCCUCCACCUUCCUAUGUGGUUCAGACCUCAGCGCCGAACUCUAGAUCAUACAACCGCAAGAAAUUCUCGCUGAUCAAAGAUAUCCAAGAGCAGACCUUCGUUGACUUAGUCGGGGAAGUGAUCAAGAUAUACCCCAAUGACAGCGAGAAGGCCUUGCUUUACCUGACCGACUACACUUCCAACAAGGAUCUGCACGACUAUUCGCCUGACAAUGGCGAGGACAACGGCGAAGGCUGCGAAGGAGACACCUUUAACUACCAGAGACGAUUUCGAAAGAAAUGGACGGGGCCCGCUGGGCAAUUGUCUCUCCCGGUCACAUUAUGGGAGCCACACGCAGCGUACGCCCGUCAGCAUAUCAAGGAGGAAGAUAUCGUUCUCUUGUACAACGUCCACAUCAAAAAGAAUCGCGUCAAUGGGAGAUUGGAAGCUACCGUCCACACCAACCGAACCAACCCUCUGGCGGCAAACGUGGUCGUCGUGCAACCUCACAAGGACGUGCGAGCCCAGCAGUUGAUCGACCGGAAAACCGCAUACUGGGAAUCGCACCCCCGAAAACGAAAGCCCGCUGAGGAAGACAACCAGAAGGCUCCCAAGAAGGUCAAAUCAAAGACGCGGAAGAAGGAAGCCCUUGCGGACGGCCAACAGCCUCUGGCCCCGCCCGUCACCAACCGGAGUCGCUACGAAGCAAACCCUAACGUACGUGCUGGCAACCCGUCAGUUCCCACCCGGAGUCUCGAAGCUAUAAUCGCCUCUGAAGAGCAUACCAACCGGUCACCGGACAACAUCGAAUACCGCUUUCCCUUCCAGAACUUCUGCUAUCGAACAAAAGUCCGCGUGGUCGACUAUUUUCCUCAUGACCUGGAAGACUUCUCGGUCCCAGUUCCCAGAGCCUCAUCACAUGAAGACAGUGACAGAGAACAUAACGACUUCAUGACUUGGGAGUGGCGUUUCUGUCUCCUAGUUGAAAGUAUGCCCCCGCCCCCAGCAGGACAAGCCAAGCAACAAAUCAGAUUGUUCGUGUCCAAGGGCGAGGCAGUGUACCUCCACGGCAUUGAUGCGGUAGAGAGAAAUCCGGUCGACCUUGCGAAUCUGCGAGAAAAAUUGUUCCAUGUCUGGGGCAAUCUAGAGGAACUUAAACGAGCGGCCAGAGAGAAAGGCGCUGAAGCAUCACAUAAUCUAGGUGCAUUAUCUCAGCAACCGUUCAAUUGCUGCAUUCAGGAAUAUGGGGUCAGGUGCAGGCAUCGCAUUGACACAGUCGAUGUCGACGACGACGGCGGCGACGACGGCGGCGGCGAUGUUGCCCCGGCAUGUACCCAUGAGGACUGCUUUGGCUGGGAGAGGCGGUUUGCGAUGUUCAUGACCACAAUCGAGGCUUGA
Aspergillus aculeatus ATCC 16872 is the source of this 1866-nucleotide messenger RNA. RefSeq names its product telomere-binding alpha subunit central domain protein. Lineage: Eukaryota; Fungi; Ascomycota; Eurotiomycetes; Eurotiales; Aspergillaceae. Gene Ontology annotation, cellular component: nuclear telomere cap complex; chromosome, telomeric region. The transcript has 4 exons. Gene Ontology annotation, biological process: regulation of telomere maintenance via telomerase; telomere capping. The record is from RefSeq and is a predicted model, not a curated record. The coding region runs from base 1 to 1866 and encodes 621 amino acids. Gene Ontology annotation, molecular function: telomerase inhibitor activity; G-rich strand telomeric DNA binding.